Messenger RNA from Salvia splendens (bonfire salvia), 391 nucleotides. RefSeq lists its product as uncharacterized. The record is from RefSeq and is a predicted model, not a curated record. Lineage: Eukaryota; Viridiplantae; Streptophyta; Magnoliopsida; Lamiales; Lamiaceae. Gene Ontology annotation, molecular function: zinc ion binding; nucleic acid binding. The transcript is spliced from 2 exons. Bases 67 to 378 code for a protein of 103 amino acids.
GUCUCAACAAAUCUAAUUUUCCAGUCUCUUCUUAGUAGUUUUGAGAAUUUCAUUGUGAAUUUCAACAUGAACAACACGAAGGUUGGGCUGCCAGAGCUGCACAAUAGGCUUAAGACUUAUGAGUCUUCCACUGCUAAGGUAAAAUCUGUGCUCAUGGUGAGCUCUUCUGCGAAGUCUUCAAAAUGGAAGAAUAAGCAGCAACAGAAGAAGAAAGCAUCUAAGGAUGUUGGUCUAAAGCCUAAGAGUGGAGGGGCCAAUAAGAAGUCGAAAUUAUCAAAGGAUGAAUGUCUUUUCUGUCAUGAGAAGGGACACUGGAAGAGAGACUGCCCAAAAUUCAAGGCACAAGGUGCAGAAAGUGGGAGCUCAGGGGCUAAGUGACUGCAAGAAAGUG